AUGGCGCCGAUUGAUAUCGAAGAAGUCCGCAGAAGGAUUGAGGCUGCACAGUUGGAGGCCUACCAAAACCAAAACCCUGAAACAGAGAAUCAGGAACAAGACACCACUCAGAAUCGAGACUUUGUCAGACCUCAUCUUAGCGCCGCUGACCUAGAAGUAAUCAAGCUUUUGGAAGUCGUGCGUGAUAUAGAAUGGGUCACCAAGGAUGGCGAGUUCCAGAAGACAGAGAGACAGGAUUGGACGUUUGCGGACAGCGACCAUGUGUUGGCGGCCGGCGGGCUACGGGCUGCCUUACGAGCAGCCGGUCAAACCGGAGUCGAAUUCAUCAACGCCCAACCGGCAGCAGCUUCCGCAACAGCUCAACCGGCAGUAGCUCAACCGACAGCAACUCAGCCUGCAGCAGCUCAGCCCGCAGCAACUCAACCGGCAGCAACUCAACCGGCAGCAACUCAAUCGGCAGCAACUCAACCGGCAGCAACUCAACCUGCAGUAGCUCAAGCCGCAGCAGCUCAACUAGAGGAGGCGCAGCCCGAAGACUUUGAGGCAGAAGCGCAAACGAACAUGCAGCCAGAAGGGAUGGAAAUGGAAACGGUCAACUUUGAUGAGUAUGUUCCCGAUGCACCGGACCCGGUAGUGGCGUCACAAUCUCAGUCGCCCACCCCGCAGCCCGACCCGCUCGGCUUGUGUGCGUACCAUAUCGAUGAUGAAGACGAUUAUUGGAAAUUUCGGUUGACCCCUGCAACUCCUCGUGACGACUAG
Molecule: messenger RNA, 759 nt
Organism: Aspergillus ibericus CBS 121593
Lineage: Eukaryota; Fungi; Ascomycota; Eurotiomycetes; Eurotiales; Aspergillaceae
Exons: 5
Coding region: 1-759 (252 amino acids)
Source: RefSeq, a predicted model, not a curated record